AUGGUUUUUUCUUCAAUUCCAGCUUAUCUUGAUCCAGCCAACUGGCAGCAGCAUCAAAAUCAUCAAAUUAUUGGAAGUAGUAGCACAAACCCUUUGCUGUCACAGCCGCCGCCUCCGCCUCCUUCUUCAGCUCAGCCCCAUGCCAGUGGUGGCACGGGUUCGAUCCGGCCAGGGUCGAUGUCGGAGCGAGCCCGGAUGGCCAACAUACCGAUGCCAGAGGCUGCCCUUAAAUGCCCUAGAUGUGAAUCAACAAACACAAAGUUUUGCUAUUUCAACAACUAUAGUCUCUCUCAGCCUCGACACUUUUGUAAGGCCUGUAGAAGAUACUGGACUAGAGGUGGCGCUCUGAGAAGUGUUCCGGUGGGAGGCGGCUGCCGGAGAAACAAAAGAAGUAAAUCUACAAGUUCAAAGUCUCCAGCGCCACCCAAUAAUAGCCGGCAAACCACCACUAACUCCACCAGUACCGGUACCAUUUCUUCCAACGGUACCGGACCGGCUAAUAUUUUAGGCAUCAACUCUCAGUUUCCACCUCUACGCUUCAUGUCUCCUUUAGGUCAACUUACUGAUAACUAUAGCACCGGUGAUAUCAGCUUAAAUUACAGAGGAAUCUCUGCUCCGAUUAGUGAGAUGAACUUUCAGAUGGGAAGUAAUAAUUUCCUGGGUGGUGGGAGUGGUGCUGGAGCUGGGAUAGCUUCCUCUUUAUCAAGUGGUGGCAUUGAGCAGUGGAGGUUUCAUCAACAAUAUCCUUUCUUGGGUAGUAUGGAUCCAUCUCCUGCGGGGCUUUUCCAUUUUGAAGGUGGAGACGACCAACCUAGAUUCGCCGGUGAAACCAGCCAGGCGGCGCGGCCUAAACUUUCAAGCUCAAUGCUAAAUCAGAACACUACAUCAGUGAAAAUGGAAGAACAUUUGUCGAAGUUGAAUUUGUCCAGGCAGUUAAUGGGAAUGCCUGGAAAUGAUCAAUGGAGUACUGGUACUGCAGCUUCUUGGACCGAUCUUUCAUGUUUCAGUUCUACUUCAACAAACAAUCCCUUAUAA
Fraxinus pennsylvanica is the source of this 1035-nucleotide messenger RNA. The record is from the annotation of a GenBank genome assembly. NCBI's taxonomy places the organism in Eukaryota, Viridiplantae, Streptophyta, Magnoliopsida, Lamiales, Oleaceae.